This is a messenger RNA of Lytechinus variegatus (green sea urchin), 640 nucleotides long. Its product is annotated as putative nuclease HARBI1. NCBI's taxonomy places the organism in Eukaryota, Metazoa, Echinodermata, Echinoidea, Temnopleuroida, Toxopneustidae. The coding region runs from base 199 to 474 and encodes 91 amino acids. The record is from RefSeq and is a predicted model, not a curated record. The transcript is spliced from 2 exons.
UGGUAUAUAGAAUAAUGAAACUAACGUUACAAUGUUUGUCACUCUUUAUACACAUGCCAGAAGAACUGAGGGGGAAAUUUUGAUAGGAAAUGUCUUGCUCUCAUUUCAACAGACCAGCGUAGUUGCCAAGGCCUUCAGAGAAGGAGCACUAAAUGAUUAUUGCUGGGGGAGUCUGGCUAUGGCCUCCAAUCGUGGCUAAUGACACCGGUACCACUGCCAAGAACACGAGGAGAGAGAAGAUACAAUCAAGCUCACAGCUGCACCAGAGUUGUGAUAGAACAAGUCAACGGACAAUUGAAGUCUAAAUUCCGUUGCCUGAUUGGUGGAGGACUCAACAUGAUUCCUGAACGAGCGAGCGAUGUAAUAACGGCAUGUGCCUGCCUUCAUAACAUAAGCAAGCAGAUGAAGCAGCCAGAGGUUGAACAGGAGAGGGUUGACGACGACGCUGAUGAUGAAGCCAACAACCCCAAUUAAGAGGGGGAUGCCAUGACAGGAAAACAAGUUAGAGAUGACAUCAUUCGUAGUUUUUUUGCAUAAAUCAACUGUCAGUUUGUCAUCCUUUAAAUUGACGUGUACCACACUUUAUCUGUCAUCGGUUUUAAUGCCAAACUUUCGAAGGAAAUGUUCCAAACUUUCGAAG